Homarus americanus (American lobster) is the source of this 342-nucleotide messenger RNA. Its product is annotated as keratin-associated protein 4-5-like. Lineage: Eukaryota; Metazoa; Arthropoda; Malacostraca; Decapoda; Nephropidae. The coding region runs from base 1 to 342 and encodes 113 amino acids. The record is from RefSeq and is a predicted model, not a curated record. The transcript has a single exon.
AUGAACCCUGCAUGCUGUGGACCCCAUGCUGUGGACCCUGUAUGCUGUGGACCCUACAUGCCAGAAACCUACAUGCUGGGACCCUACAUGCUGUGGACCCUACAUGCUGUGGACCACAUGCUGUGGACCCUGUAUGCUGUGGACCCUACAUGCUGUGGACCCUAUGUUGUGGACCCUACAUGCUGUGGACCCUACAUGUUGUGGACCCCUGUAUGUUAUGAAACCUGCAUGUUGCUGACCUGCAUGCUGUGGGCCCUGUGUGCUGUGGACCCUGUAUGCUGGACCCUGUAUGCUGAUGAAACCUGCAUGUUGUUGGACCCUGCAUGUUGUGGCCCUGUGUGA